Drosophila biarmipes is the source of this 6584-nucleotide messenger RNA. Its product is annotated as gastrula zinc finger protein XlCGF57.1. The coding region runs from base 847 to 3729 and encodes 960 amino acids. The record is from RefSeq and is a predicted model, not a curated record. NCBI's taxonomy places the organism in Eukaryota, Metazoa, Arthropoda, Insecta, Diptera, Drosophilidae. Gene Ontology annotation, molecular function: RNA polymerase II cis-regulatory region sequence-specific DNA binding; DNA-binding transcription activator activity, RNA polymerase II-specific. Gene Ontology annotation, biological process: regulation of transcription by RNA polymerase II. The transcript is spliced from 7 exons. Gene Ontology annotation, cellular component: nucleus.
CGAGUGGUAUAUUUUCUAGAGCCGGACGAAACGCUGUGAAGCACUGCUUCUCUCUCUUCCGCCCGCAACUUAAACUCUGGAUCCGCGUUAAAUGUUGGGAAAAUAAAAAGCAGUCGAAUUAAUUAACCAGCUCAAGUCGACGCUGAGCAGUGCGCGCAAUGCAGUUAGUGACUAGAUGAGAGUGAUAACCGGGGUCGAGGAACGUGUACCUAGAUCGCCAUUGAGAAACUCGGAACGCCGUUGGUCGAGCAGGGACGCUACUGCACCAGAAAAAGGAGUGGUACCUGCUGGUCUGUUGUGGAUAAGAACUAGCUUGGUCGCUGGUGGCCCAAGGAACACAUCUGAGUACACCUCCAAGUCCGCUCCUGGCGAGCCCCCAGUAAAUCCGCCGAACCGGGCCAAAAGAGAACCACAUGAGGUGAACGAUAUUAAUUGGCUGUGCGCAAUUACACAGUCACACGGAUCAGCUGCCACAGUAGCAACACACCCACACCCCACAGGAGCAGCGGCAGCAGCGAUUUCAUGGUAAUUGUCCCGUCAGCGACGAAAGCAAAGACCAAGAAAGAUACCUGAGCAGCCAGAGAUUAAGUGACACCACCUCCACCUUCCACUUGCAUUUUUUGUUUGUUGUAGCCACGCUCAGCGAAAGCAGUCGACAGCAGCAACAACAGCAAUAUGUAGGCGCUCCACAGCAGCAACACAUGAAAUACAAGCAAGAACAGCAGAAACCAACCCCAACAACCAGAAAAAUACCAAUAACUCCCAAUACAACACCUCAACAUCACCAAGAUAUAGAAACCAGGGAACCAGCCACGCCACAACGAUCGCCCGGAUCUGGACACAAGAAUGCAGCACGUGAGCGCUGCUAGCUCGGUGCCAUCAGUAGUAGCCCCUGUUGUGACCACUGGUGGGACGACGAUCACCUUGGGCGGCCCACCGCCGCUCCCCAAAUCGGAGCACAAAGAGGAUGGCAAGCCACCGCACGGCAUCGAGAUGUACAAGGUGAACAUCGAGGACAUUUCGCAGCUCUUUACCUACCACGAGGUCUUUGGCAAGAUCCACGGCGAUGUGGUCAACCAUCAAUUGGCGGCGGCCCACGGAGGGCAGCUGCCACCUCCUCCGCCGCUGCCGCCGCAGGUCACCAGCCAUGCGGCGAGUGCAGCGGCAGCCGCGGCAGCAGCGUCGACCAACAAUGCCGCCGUUGCAGCGGUAAUGGCCUCGGCGAAUGCAGCAGCGGCCGCGGCGGCGGCUGCUUCGGCGGGGGGAGGACUACCGCCGGCCACCAGCGGCAAUGGGGGCCAGCAGGUGACGGUGACGACGACCAGCAGCUCGACAAGCAGCGGCGGGAGCACCACCAGUGGGGGCACCACGACCACGGCGGGUGAGUUGCUUAUGCCUAAAAUGGAGGGCGGCAUUCAUGGCGUGGACGGCAGCGGAAACGGCGGCAAUGGCGGCGGGCAGAACGUGGCGCUGGCGCCGGACGGUACGCCCAUUGCGACGGGGACGCACGUCUGCGACAUCUGCGGCAAGAUGUUCCAGUUCCGGUACCAGCUGAUCGUGCACCGGCGCUACCACAGCGAACGGAAGCCGUUCAUGUGCCAGGUGUGCGGCCAGGGGUUCACCACAUCGCAGGAUUUGACGCGCCACGGCAAGAUCCACAUUGGCGGGCCCAUGUUCACCUGCAUCGUGUGCUUCAAUGUGUUCGCGAACAAUACGAGCCUGGAGCGGCACAUGAAACGGCACUCGACGGACAAACCGUUCGCCUGCACCAUUUGCCAAAAGACCUUUGCCCGCAAAGAGCACCUGGACAAUCACUUCCGCUCGCACACGGGCGAAACGCCCUUCCGUUGCCAGUACUGCGCCAAGACGUUCACGCGCAAGGAGCACAUGGUCAACCAUGUGCGCAAACACACGGGUGAGACGCCACAUCGUUGCGAUAUUUGUAAGAAGUCCUUUACGCGCAAGGAACACUAUGUUAACCACUACAUGUGGCACACUGGUCAAACGCCGCACCAGUGCGAUGUCUGCGGCAAGAAAUACACGCGCAAGGAGCACCUAGCCAACCAUAUGCGAUCGCACACCAACGAGACGCCGUUCCGUUGCGAGAUCUGCGGCAAGAGCUUUAGCCGCAAGGAGCACUUCACCAACCACAUACUCUGGCAUACAGCAGGCGAGACGCCGCACCGGUGCGACUUCUGCUCCAAGACGUUUACGCGCAAGGAGCACUUGCUCAACCACGUGCGCCAGCACACGGGAGAGUCGCCGCACCGCUGCUCCUACUGCAUGAAGACGUUCACGCGCAAGGAGCACCUGGUCAACCACAUACGCCAGCACACGGGUGAGACACCGUUCAAGUGCACGUACUGCACGAAAGCGUUCACGCGCAAAGAUCACAUGGUUAAUCAUGUACGGCAACAUACAGGCGAGUCGCCGCACAAGUGCACGUACUGCACUAAGACGUUCACGCGCAAGGAGCACCUGACGAACCAUGUGCGCCAGCACACGGGCGACUCCCCGCACCGCUGCUCCUACUGCAAGAAGACGUUUACGCGGAAGGAGCACCUGACGAAUCAUGUGCGCCUGCACACGGGCGACUCGCCGCACAAAUGCGAGUACUGCCAGAAGACGUUCACGCGGAAGGAGCACCUCAACAAUCACAUGCGCCAGCACUCGAGCGACAAUCCGCAUUGCUGCAACGUUUGCAACAAGCCGUUUACGCGCAAGGAGCACCUGAUCAACCACAUGUCGCGGUGCCACACCGGCGACCGGCCCUUCACCUGCGAGACGUGCGGCAAGUCGUUCCCGCUCAAGGGCAACCUGCUCUUCCAUCAGCGCAGCCACACCAAGGGCCAGGAGAUGGAGCGACCAUUUGCCUGCGAGAAGUGCCCCAAGAACUUCAUCUGCAAAGGUCACUUGGUCUCGCACAUGCGCUCCCAUUCGGGUGAGAAACCGCACGCGUGCACUCUGUGCAGCAAGGCGUUCGUCGAGCGCGGCAAUUUGAAGCGCCACAUGAAGAUGAAUCACCCGGAUGCUAUGAUGCCGCCACCACCCGUGCAUCCGCAUCCGCAAAUACCGGCUGGUGUGCUGACGCAAGUCAAGCAGGAAGUGAAACCGAUCAUAAUUCCCCACCACUCGGCGACCACCACGAUGCACACCAUUCAGCAGAUCACGGCGGGAGCGGCGGGCGGAGCCGGAGCAGUGCAGCUAACCCCGGGCCUGGUGCCCCUGGUCACCUCCACGCUCAUAUCGCAUAACGCGGCUGCCCAGCAGCAGUCGCAGAAGAAUCAAGCAGCCGCCGCAGCAGCAGCCCAGCAGCAGGCCGCAGCAGCCGCCGCUGCCCAACAGCAAGCGGCCCAGCAGGCUGCACAUCAGCAGCACCAACAGCAAGUGGCCGCCCAGCACCAGCAGCAGGCCGCAGUGGCUGCCCAUCAGCAGCAGCAACAGCAGUUGCAGCAGCAGCAGCAACUUCUACAGUUGUCCAUCCAGCAAGCAGCUCACCAUCAUCAGCAGGAGCAGCAUCGCCAACAGCAGCAGCAGCAACACCAGCAGCAACAGCAGCAGCAGCAUCACCAGCAGCAACAGCAGGGCCACCCUCAGGCCCCGCCACCGCAGCAGCAACAGCAGCCGCCGCCCAUCGCCCUGAUCAGCGAUCCAAGUGCUCUGGCACGCGCCGCCAUCCAGCUGCAGCAUCUGCCAGCGAACGUGGAACAGCACCCGGUUGUUUACUAACAGUAGCCCCUCCUGCACGGCUACACUCCCACCACAGCCCACUCCAGCAGCACGACCAGCACCUCCAUAGCCGCCACAGCGGCCGCGUCGACGCAAGCGGCGUGGUGAGGCCAGCGUGCCACCAGUGAGCCAGUGUGCCAGUGAGCCGAGCUGACGCGACAUCUCUAUAUAGGACACACACCAUAACAAGCACACCCCAUAUAAGCAGCUAGUUGUAUGUACAAUAGUUUUAGCGGCGCGCUGGUUACGCUGAUCUGUGGCCCCAGACGUAAUCGUAGUACGCAGGGGUUCUGGGGUGUGUCGAUUUUAAAAGAAACCGUUCGUGGGGGGAUUUUAACCCAUUUAUCCGAAAGUGGAAUAGCACAUUUUAAACUUGAACGAAAAAAAAUUGAUCUGGAAUGCCGUUGGAAUGGCAACAAUUUCUGUGGCACCUCUGAACAUUUUGAGAAACCUUUUGACAAGAAUUCAAAUUAUAUAUAUAUUCUUAGAACGAAUAACAUAUUAAGCAAAUUUGGUCUCCCAAGAAUCAGAACACCCCAGAACAUUCCCAGAUGCAGUAACGACUCGCCUUUCCCCUUUACCAAUCGCAAACGAACUCAACACUCCUUAACUAGUCUGCCGCCGCCAGCUUUAACGUGCAAUACGAAUCAUCUCAUAGUUUGUUCUCGGUAUCUCUCUUUGUGUAUCUUUAAUGCUUAGACGCUUAGCGUCUAAUUUUAUUCACGUGUUUUCUACAUUUCUGAAAUGUGUGCCAGGCGGCGCGUGGUUUCGGAUGGGUCGAUCGUUAGGUUUUCGUAUUACCCGGUUGCUACUUAGCUGCGCUCAGUGCAUCGUACGGGUCCGACGACCAUUCGACUCGUCCACUCUUCUCGCUAGACACUUUUAAGAAGGGGUUUUUGUGGCCGUAACCAGCGAAAGCGCACCAUCUUGUAUUUUUAUUGUGUUUCUACUAAGUUACGAUUAUAUCCAUACGGAGCGACAUUCAUAGAAAGCAUCCUCAUCAUACAUAAACAUAUGCAGAUGUGCAUAGGCAUAAAAUUAUAACAUAUACUUAUAGUUUGUAAAUAACACGCAACAAGACCCUUGGAAAUCUUUCGAAAAUUAUUAUCACAAUUGUAUUAUUUUUGCAUUUUCCAAGGCGACUAAUUGAUAGCGAGCAAACACGCGUACUCUUUCACAUAUAUUGGCCAAGAGUAGUCCUUAACCCAGUUUACAAUGUCGAGCCCCGAGAGUGGGGCUGUGAUCAUUAUGAGAUAUAUAUUAUUAUGAGACAGCGGAAAUAGAAGCAGCAUAACAGCAGACACGACUAACGAGAUAAUGAAAGGGGAUUAAACAAACAAAUUAUUAUAUUUAAUGUUAGUUGAACUACUAAAAGUAAUAAUUGAGAACGCGGAUCGCCCGAAUGGAGAAGGGGGCUCCGCUUGAGCGAGAGAGUAGUUUUUAGUUGGGCGUGUCGCCCGAUCAUUAUGAUUACAAUUACAAUUACGAUUAUGAUAUAUGAAUACUAAACCUAUAACAACAAGUUAUUACCCCACUAUUAAAGUUAACAAGCAACAACAACAACCCAUACAUAUAUAUACGACUAGGCACAACUCUAAAAUUAAUUAUAACUCUUAACUGUGCUUAUGUUGAAAACAACAAACAUUAAGAACAAGUGAAAGCCGUAACGAAUUAUAAGUGAAACAAUUAACGAGGAAGCCCAAGCGCCACAAGCAACAACAUAUCUGCUUUAAAUUUUACAAAAAAUAAAACUGAAAAUGAAAAUAAGAACAUAUUAACAUGAGUCACCGUUUAAUAAUUUUACGAAGAACCACAAUACACAACCAGAAGUACUGACAGACACCCCGCACAUUAUGCUUCCUUUAAAUGCAACAUUUUACACAUUUAAUUGUCGAGAAUUAAAUGCUUAAAAUACAAUUUAAAUUUAGUUUACCAUACUGUAACUUUACACGAAUAAACGGAAAAUGUAAAACUGUUUGUUUGACCAUUUGAAGACACGACUUGGUUUUAUUUAACGCGUUUAUAGGCAACAAAGUGAAAGUUUUAAAUACACCAAGAAUGCAGGGAACAAUUGAAAAUUGUAUAAAAAUCAUCAUUGAAACAUUCAACACGAUCACGUUUUGCUUUAAUACACUGAAAGCUGAUUUUGAAAGCCUCAAACACUAUCAUGCGUCUAUAUUAUGUAGUUGAUUGUCCGUAUUAGUUUUCGGUGUUUUUGGAUUUUUGGUGAUGUGUAUAGAGCGCAGUAUAUAAAAUGCAUAUAGAGAUAUAUAUUAUUGUACGAUUAUUAUCAAUACAUAGCUGAUAUGUAUGUGUAGUAUGUGAAAGGCAAUUUUAAGUAACGACCCCAAGGAGCAAAUUCACUUGUGUUGCAAUAUUAAAACAAACGAAAUAGUUUAUAUGUAAGUUGCGUAGUGCAUAAUGUGAGAAUAGAGUAACUUUCUCCACCCACACUCACUGACAGACAGACACCCAUUAACCUUAUAAAAUAUGCUGGGACAGCGCUGAACAUGUUUCCUAAAGGCAGCGAACACGUGGAGAAAUUAACAGGAGAAGCUGAAGAAAACGCUUGGAAGGCCCCAAUUAACGUAACAUUAAAGCAACAAACAGUAACAAUACUAAAUAGAAACAAUAAUGUACUAUAAAUCAGAUACAAUACAACACUAUAUAUACCUAAAAUAUAUGCCUAUACGACAGAAAUUGGACAACAAAUGAAAUGCAUAUAAAUAUAUAUAUAUAUUAUAUAUAGUAUAUAUUGUACAAGUUACGAGUAAAAUGUAAUUAAAAUUGAUGAAGUAGUAAGCACUAAACAAAACAAAUAAAUGAGCAGCAAAACGCGCAGCAUAAGCAUAAAA